Messenger RNA from Lytechinus pictus (painted urchin), 1746 nucleotides. RefSeq names its product neurexin 1-like. The transcript has 5 exons. Bases 538 to 1335 code for a protein of 265 amino acids. Lineage: Eukaryota; Metazoa; Echinodermata; Echinoidea; Temnopleuroida; Toxopneustidae. The record is from RefSeq and is a predicted model, not a curated record.
ACUCGCUCGCGGGUAAGAUCAGAGGAGGAGCAUAACAGGGAUAUUUAUCCAGCCAGUGGUGUGUUAUACACGUCCAUCGUCCGUACCAUCGUCCGUAUUAUACCACAGUCCCUUUGCCACCGAUCCCCCACAUUGGAGACUUAUGUUUAGCAGCUUUCGGUAUUGGCGGAACGGAAAGGAUUUUAAGGAGAGCUUGCUUAUGUAUGUUUACAGACGUGGAGUAUGUGGUGAAUCUGGAAUUAUCUCUUUGAGUCUUGAUUGGUCAUAUGCUGUUUGGGUCCUAGUUGAUGUAUUUAAGAGCUACAUGUAUGAUGACUUAGACAAGAUUUCAUUUACUUGUGACCAUUGGUAGGUAGAGAAGUAAAGACUGACUUGCAGAGAAAGACUGCAGAGAAGGAAGCUUUUCUUUGGAAUGACUUUAAAAAUGUCUAGAUGACAGAAUUUGAUCUUUAGAGAAUCUGGUAGAAUCCUUUUAUUAGGACAAAGUUGUUCAAUUUUUUUCAUUGGAAGAUUGUGUGUGAGAGGACAGGACUCACCAUGAAGCCAUCAAUAGCAAUUUGGAAAUCAAAACUGUUACUUUUAAUAAUCUUUGCUGUGUCAUGGCACACUGCAAUGUCACUCCGUUUUCUGGGCACUGAGAACACAUACGCACGAUAUGAGGAGUGGAACAGGACAGUCAACGGAACUCUCAAAUUUGAAUUCAAGACAGAAAGGAGAGAUGCAUUACUACUGUACACGGACGAUGGUGGCACUGGGUCAAAGUUCUUCUUGGAGCUUGUACUGGAUAAUGCACAGUUGCAAUUACGCUUCCGAAUCAGGAACAAAGCAAGGACAAUAAUCAUUGGCGAAAACCUGGAUCAAAACACAUGGCAUAAAGUCACACUAAUGAAAAGCCCAGAAGAGUGUGUUAUUAUCUUGGAUGGUGUAAGAAAAGCAGGAGCUAUUCCUGAUGGUCAGACAUCGCUGACCGGGAGCUCGGAUUUGUUUAUUGGUGGUGUCCCUCGUACUUUGCCUGUUACGGAUAUCUCUGAACCGGAGGUAAAAUUUCUGAAUCGCUUUGAAGGCCACGUUCGGAACUUAGUUUACCUGGUGAGCGAGAGACCCAAAAGGUGGUAUCGUCCUGAAUCGAUGGCAGCGAUCGGCCUUGAGGAAGAUCCUUCAGAUCUUUGUGGCAGUGAUGACUUCUGCAGGAACCAAGGUUUAUGUGUCAGUUCUGAUGCAGAUGCAGAGUGUGAUUGCUCAGGGACAGGCUACACUGGUCUUACUUGUGAAACACCACUCAUACCCCAAACACAAUCUGAAGAAGCGCCUGAUGAGAAAGAAGGUAAGUGUUAAGUGUCUGGUGAAUCCAAAUAUGAGUAUUAGUCUCUUGUUGUUAAACUAGAUGUUGAAUGAUUUUUAAUCAAAGCUCCUUAGACAUGUUAUGUGCUUUUUAUUUGUUUUUGUUUUAAUUUCCAUUGUUUUAUGAAGGGGCAGUAAAGAGAAGGCGUCACAAUGGGAAUGUCACACAGUGUUUGGUUUAUAAAGGAUCAAAAGAUGUCUUAGAAAGCUGCUAUACAGGUGAUACUCUUGAAUGCAGCUAGCCGCAUUGUGUUGCCGAGAAAGAGUUUAUGUGCUUUUGCAAAAGGUUCACAACUUGCAUUAUCACAAUGUAGCAACGGAAGCUUGUUCGUAUAGAUGCACUUUUGCAAGAGUUCAUAUUCACAAGUAAAGCAAGCUCAUGACACCUUUUCACUUUACGUAAUU